AUGGCUGGUAUUCGAGACCGCACGAAACGUUUAUUUUUAUUGGCGAAACUGCAAAAAUCGAAUAACGAUGAUGAUUGCUCUGAUGAUAGUGAUGUCCCUGAUCCAUAUGGUUCAUCCGACUCAGUCAAUGAUCCAAGUUACUCACCUAGUGACUUGUCUGAACCUGAUUCAGACGCACCCGCAGAAACUGCAAACCACAAUGACACAAAGGAAAGACAUUACCGGGAACAGUUAAAAUGUGUUGAGCCUGAAACUAAAUCCUCAAUCAAAAAAGUGAAAACUGAUGAAGAAGAUUGGUUCUGUGAUACGUGUAAGUUGCUUAUUAAAAGCAAACUGAAGAGUUCGCAUUUAAGAAGCAUAGCUCACAAAUCUUUAAGUUGGGUUCCUGAAAAUGAGGAAAUUGAAGUUUGUCGCACCGCAUGCGGACGAAAAGUUGUCACCUACAGAAUAUCAAAUAAAAAAAAUUUAAUUAAGUUAAAAAAAUUCUUUGAUGACAUUAAAAUAAAAUUGACACACCUUAUUCAACAUGAAUUAACAAAGCACACAUGUUUGAAAGGUCAUUUUGAAUUAUUUGCACUUUAUCAACAACCAUCCAAAGAAAUAAGAGAAAUUAAGUCGUUAAUUACCAAAAAUAAUAUAAUUACACAUUCUACAGAUUUGGACGAGUUAUUGGAAAAAACAUAUUUGGAAAUUUACGGGAAAAGUCAGGAUUUUCAGGAACGCUUAUCAGGAUUUAGAGCAACUGGUUUGCAUCCUGAAAAUCCUGACGAAGUUUUGAAGCGCAUUUCUGGUGGAAUAAAAGAUGCAGACAUCAAAAGAGUCUUAGACAACGGCUUGAUUGAUUUGCUAAAAGAGCACCGUAGAACAAGGGCUGAGAAAAAAUAUAAAAGGGGAAAAAAGUUGAACCUGGAUUCGUCUCGUAUCGUUACAGAUCCUGAAGUUUCUGAAAAUCCUCCAAACGUUUCUGGGGAAUUUUCAACAUCAGCUGGCGAACCGGGACCCUCUUCUGUUUUGCCAUGCACACAGCAACUCUCUAUCUGA
Psylliodes chrysocephalus is the source of this 1041-nucleotide messenger RNA. Lineage: Eukaryota; Metazoa; Arthropoda; Insecta; Coleoptera; Chrysomelidae. The record is from the annotation of a GenBank genome assembly.